ACUGAGUCAUUGUGUGUUUCAGGUUAUACGCGCCAUGGCCGUGACUAGCGUCAGACUGUUCACCAGUGUUUUAAGGAAACCAGAUGCGUGGAUUGGACUCUGGGGCAUGCUCCGAGGGACACCUUCAAACAAACUCUGUGCUUCCUGGAAUCAGUACUUACAUUUUUCUAGUGCUAAGCUAAAUGCAUCCAAUUAUAAAACUCUUUUCCAUAAUAUUUUCUCACUGAGACUCCCGGGGCUUUUCAUAUCUCCAGAAUAUAUAUUUCCAUUUUCCAUGAGACUCAAAAGUAAUAUAAGCUCUAAAAAGUCCACCAAAACGACUUUGCAAAAAGUAGAAGAUGAUGUGGACUCUGAUGAAGAGAGUGAUCGUAAUGCGACGCGUGAACAGGAAGAGGAGUUCGAAGAUGACCCCAGCGUGGCAAAAGACUAUAAAGACCUGGAAAAAGUAGUGCAGUCUUUUCGGUAUGACAUUAUCCUGAAGACGGGCCUAGAUAUUGGGAGAAACAAAGUAGAAGACGCAUUCUACAAAGGUGAACUCAGGCUGAAUGGAGACAAAUUAUGGAAGAAAAGUAGAACGGUGAAAGUGGGAGAUACAUUAGAUAUUCUCAUUGGAGAGGAUAAAGAAGCUGAAACAGAGACAGUGAUGCGGAUUCUCCUGAAGAAAGUGUUCGAAGAGAAAACCGAGAGUGAAAAACACAGAGUGGUGUUACGGCGGUGGAAACACUUGAAGUUGCCUAAGAAGAGCGUGUCUAAAUAAAUGGCUGCUUUUUAUAGGCAAAGCUGCUUUCGAGUGUUGGGGUAAGGGGUCAACUUAAAAAGAGGACUUUUUGUUGAAAUAAAGUUCUACCAUUUGUGGAACCCUCUGAGCCGUUCUGUAGAAAUUGAGGUCCCCAUCUGGGGACGCCUCCUGCAAGCCGGGUUUCCUUCCCUGGUUCGCUGUGCCCCUCGACCUUGUGAGCCCCCAAAGAUCCCCUUUGCCCAGAGAGGGGCCUGUGCUGGGCGAACUAAGCCCAGAGAGGGCUCUGAUGACUCACUUGCCUGCUGUUUCCCAUAUCAGCUACCUCUGGUCGUUAUGAAAUAAACCAGCCUUGUCAGA
Messenger RNA from Tupaia belangeri chinensis (Chinese tree shrew), 1096 nucleotides. RefSeq names its product mitochondrial transcription rescue factor 1 (gene MTRES1). The record is from RefSeq and is a predicted model, not a curated record. Lineage: Eukaryota; Metazoa; Chordata; Mammalia; Scandentia; Tupaiidae. Gene Ontology annotation, biological process: regulation of mitochondrial transcription. Gene Ontology annotation, molecular function: RNA binding. The transcript is spliced from 3 exons. Gene Ontology annotation, cellular component: mitochondrion. Bases 35 to 757 code for a protein of 240 amino acids.